CGUGCCAUCAUCCCCCGCGAGCUUCGUCCGUCUUCUCCGCCGCCGUUCAAGGUGCGCGCACGUUCAGUCUGCAGACGAGCCCCGCUCGAGCCAUCCUGCUCACCCAAGGCACCACUCUCUCAGUCACGCACCAGUUGCACCCGCAGCUCGCACCCAGGAGCCGCCUGCAAGUCUCACAGGAGAAGGGUCGCCGCCGUACGUAACCAGGCUCGAAGAUGACAUCGCCGCUGACCUUGGGAGUGCUCUGCGUGUGCCUCAUGAUUGGCACCGCGUGGACCUUCCGGCUGCCGCAGUCUUGCACUGGUCCACAGGACUGCCUCCAUGACGAAUGCUGCGUUGUCGGAAUGCAGCGCUACAGUGUGCCACAAUGCCAGAAGCUGGGCCAGAUCGGCGACACAUGCCGACCGUAUAAUGCGCCCGAGAACCGCACUCUCUGGUACCCAUACAACGGAGGUGUCCAGCAGAAGAACAUGGCCACCUACACGCUGCUCUGCCCAUGUGCUGGCGGGUUGCACUGCACAGCGGCCCAGUGCCAGCCAGGUACACUGGGAGAUCAGGUCGACAAUGACCUCGCUGGCAUUUAUGACGAAUACCAGUGAUGGGCAUGCUUUGUUGUCUCCCCAUCCCUGUACUGUUACACAUUCAACCUUUCUUUGCCUUGUCUUGUCCUUCCAGUCCACAGCACAGGUUGCUGUGUUCCGCAUGAACCGCACAACACCCAUCCUCAUGUGUUUGACAGCCCCACAUACCAGUGUGCGGGCCUGCCACCACCAGAGGCGACACACACACACUACACAUGCAUGCACAUCAUCAGCAGUAAUGGGGUUUCACUUUGAUUAGACCUUCUCUGAAGGAAAGUGCGAUAGCAUGGCGCCUGCUUGAGUGCUAAACGCAGCAUGAUCUCAAUAUUUGCACUUAGGUAUGUAUAGACCGAGCUGAACUGCCUCUGCCAUACACAUACCGGAACAGCAGCCUCCUCCUGGUCAAAUGACAGGUAUACACGCAGACGAGCCUUAUUGACAAUGUACUGGCUUCCCAAAACUUUGCUGGCACAUGGCAAGCGCUUUAGCUGUGAUAUGCCUGUCUGUUUUCAUUGUAAUGGAGGUUGUGCGUACUGAAUGUCACCAGGAUGCUGCGCACCGAACAGAUGCUGUAAUACCAUUGCAUCCCAUACUCUGUCUGACUGAGGACAGGGUAGCUUCACUGUAAUUAAUAUGCACCCAACAGGGGAUAAAUAUCAAGUGCAAUCUAUUAACUCUGCAGUAAGCGCCAUCCACCAUCUUGCCUACGGUACGGCAAAGCGAAACUGUUUGCUAGACCGCAUAGUUGCUGCUGUCAUCUUUGAUCGGCGGUGUCUUCCCAUUGCUGUGUGCUGCUAUGAGCGAAGCAAGGGAUUUGUGGCAACGCUGGCAGCUUGCUAGGACAGUUUUUUCAGCAAUGAGCACAAUAAAAUGAGC
Dermacentor silvarum is the source of this 1457-nucleotide messenger RNA. RefSeq names its product astakine. The transcript has 4 exons. Bases 216 to 599 code for a protein of 127 amino acids. NCBI's taxonomy places the organism in Eukaryota, Metazoa, Arthropoda, Arachnida, Ixodida, Ixodidae. The record is from RefSeq and is a predicted model, not a curated record.